GCCCCGCCGCUUGCAGAGCUCCGGCGCCCGCCUCCGCCUCCGCGCGGGAUCCCGGCCCCGCGCAGUUGUACUGCGAGGGCAGAGUCGGGAGGGCGGGUGACAGUCAUGCGUUCUGCUUUCCUUCCGAUCGCGGCGUUAGCAAAAGCUAGGUGAGGAGACCAGGAGGAUGCGUCUGCUCCUUUAAGAUCUACUCCUGGCCUCCCCUGGAGGACAGUUUCGUGCUUACAAAGCACCUUUUGGAACUUAACUGUUUUCGUCUCAUCUUUCCUAACAUAUAACGGUCUAGCUAUGUUAUCCAAGGUGGCCUUGAACUUCUGUGCUGAAGGAGUCCUCCUGUCUCAGCCUCCCCAGUAGCUGGGACUACAGAGAUCCAGAGAUUCCAGUUGUGAUCAAGUUGGGACACAGACCCUUGUUCUUUCCCCAUGAGGAGCAGCCUUUAUGAACAGCAACACUGACAGAACUAUUUUGGAAAAAGUUUCAUGGCUUGGAGCCUAGGUUGGAAAGUUCCCAGGAACCAUUGGGGUUUCCUUCUGAAGACUAUAAGAAGCAGUGGAUUCCCCCUGUUACCCUGGGACCACUGUCCCUGGAGAAGAGCAGGAAGCUUUUGGGACCCUAGAAUGAAAGCUUUCCUAGAGGAGAACACUGAAGUCACCAGCAGUGGCAGCCUCACCCCUGAAAUCCAGUUGCGGCUUUUGACUCCUAGAUGCAAGUUCUGGUGGGAAAGAGCUGACCUGUGGCCCCACAGUGAUCCUUAUUGGGCAAUCUACUGGCCAGGAGGCCAAGCCCUGUCUAGGUAUCUUUUGGAUAAUCCUGAUGUUGUCAGAGGAAGAUCUGUAUUAGAUAUUGGAAGCGGAUGUGGAGCUACAGCUAUUGCUGCCAAGAUGAGUGGAGCAUCUAGAAUCUUGGCCAAUGACAUAGACCCUAUUGCAGGACUAGCUAUUACACUGAAUUGUGAGUUGAACAAGCUGGAUCCUGUUCCCAUUUUAACCAGAAACAUUUUGAAUUUGGAACAAGACAAGUGGGAACUUGUUGUACUUGGAGAUAUGUUUUAUGAUGAAGACCUUGCAGACAGUCUUCAUCAGUGGUUGAAGAACUGCUUUUGGACCUAUGGAACUCGAGUACUGAUUGGUGACCCUGGACGGCCCCAGUUCAGUGGACACAACAUUCAGCAUCAGUUGCACAAAGUGGUAGAAUAUUCACUUCCAGAGCCUACCAGGCAAGAAAACAAUGGACUAACAACAAGCACAGUGUGGGAUUUUCGGCCUUGAAGUUAUCAAAGUGCUUUCAAAUAUGAAUGUAGGUCUGUUUGGAUUUAAUCCUGAAAGUUUUGUCUACUGAAGAUAACUUUAUUUUAAAGAAUGCAGUUCCCAUUAAAUGGAAAAUCUUGUUUCCAAAACAUGAAGGUUAAAAAUGUUGUCAGCCUUUGUCAUUAACUAAUUCUGCAUUUCUAUGCAUGUCAAUUACAGAAAUCUCUAACUGUAAUUUUCAUCUGGUUUUCUGGAAUAUGAUUAUAGAAAGUAAACUCAGUGGUGGUAAUGUUUAAUCCAAAUAGUGGGGAAGAAUUAAAUAUCGUAGCACAAUCUGUUUCUAUAAGAUGAGGACCCUUGUGAUAUACCUUUGAAUUAAACAGAAUAGGAAUAUUUAUUUGUUUAAUUGGUACUGGGGAUUGAAUCCAGGGGUACUUAACCACUGAGCUAUACAUCUCCAGUCCUCUGCCCUUUUAUUGUUUUGUUUUUUGCCCAAGUUAAAAUGUUUGAUUUUAAUGACUAAUAAUUAGUAUUACCUUCUUAUUGUUGAGACAGUUUCACUAAGUUGCCAAGGAUGACUGCAAACUUGUGAUCCUCUGCCUUUGUUUUCUAAAUCCCUGGGGUGAACCCAGCAAGAACACUGUACUUAAAGUCCAGCAUAGUUGUAUAUGCCUAUAACCCCAGUGACUGGGAGGCUGAGGCAGGAGGAUGGUAAGUUCUAGGUCAGUCUGUGAAACACAGUGAGAUUCUGUCUCAAAAAUAAAAAACAAAAAGGGCUGGGGAUAUA
Messenger RNA from Sciurus carolinensis (gray squirrel), 2034 nucleotides. RefSeq names its product electron transfer flavoprotein subunit beta lysine methyltransferase (gene Etfbkmt). The record is from RefSeq and is a predicted model, not a curated record. Gene Ontology annotation, cellular component: mitochondrial matrix. Bases 480 to 1268 code for a protein of 262 amino acids. Gene Ontology annotation, molecular function: protein-lysine N-methyltransferase activity. NCBI's taxonomy places the organism in Eukaryota, Metazoa, Chordata, Mammalia, Rodentia, Sciuridae. Gene Ontology annotation, biological process: peptidyl-lysine trimethylation. The transcript has 5 exons.